AUGAGCGCUGUCCUCGUCCCAGGUGCUGAAAAACACCCUGUGGCGUUCUGCUACCAGGUGAAUGGAUCUUGCCUCAGGACGGUCCGUCCUCUGGGCAUCCAGUUGGUGAUCUACCUGUCUUGUGCAGCAGGCAUGCUGAUUACAGUGCGGAAUUUGUUUGUGGUGUGUGCUGUGUCCUACUUCAAAGUGCUUCACACUCCUACCAACGUCCUGCGGCUCUCCCUGGCCCUGGCUGACAUGUCUCUGGGUCUGCUGGUGCUACCUCUCAGCGCCAUUCGCUCCGUGGAGAGCUGCUGGUUCUUCGGGAAUAUCCUCUGCCGCCUGCAUAUCUACCUGGACACCCUCUUCUGCCUUCCCUCCAUCUUCCAUCUCUGCUUCAUUUCCAUUGACCACCACUGUGCCAUCUGCAACCCCCUGCUCUAUCCCUCCAAGUUCUCGGUCAGGGUGGCCCUUGGGUACCUCCUGGCAGGGUGGUGGGUGCCUGCCACAUUCACAGCCUUCUUCCUCUACACAGAUGUGGUAGAGACUGGGCUCAGUCAUUGGCUGGAUGAGAUGCCUUGUGUGGGCCGGUGUCAACUGCUGUUCAAUAAGUUUUGGGGCUGGUUAAAUUUCCCCAUGUUCUUUUGCCCCUGCCUCAUCAUGAUCUGCUUGUAUGUGAAGAUCUUUGUGAUUGCCAACAGGCAGUCUCAGCAGAUCAACACGCUGAGCAAUAGCCUGGCUGGAGCUGCUAAGCGUGAGAGGAAGGCUGCCAAGACUCUGGGUGUGGCUAUGAGCAUAUACCUCUUGUGCUGGCUCCCCUUCACCAUAGACACACUCGUGGACAGCCUCCUUCACUCCAUUACACCGCCACUGGUCUUUGACAUCUUGAUCUGGUUUGCCUACUUCAACUCAGCCUGCAACCCCAUCAUCUACGUCUUUUCCUACCGGUGGUUCAGGAAGGUCCUGAAACUUAUCCUGAGUCGGGAGGUCUUCUCCGCCAAGACAUCCACUAUUGAUUUGUACCAAGAAUGA
Messenger RNA from Carlito syrichta (Philippine tarsier), 1011 nucleotides. RefSeq names its product trace amine associated receptor 5 (gene TAAR5). Gene Ontology annotation, biological process: G protein-coupled receptor signaling pathway. Gene Ontology annotation, molecular function: trace-amine receptor activity. The record is from RefSeq and is a predicted model, not a curated record. Gene Ontology annotation, cellular component: membrane. Lineage: Eukaryota; Metazoa; Chordata; Mammalia; Primates; Tarsiidae.